GCAGACCUACGCCUUAUAAAAAAAACCAUUUCAUGUGCGGAUAUCUUUUUGUUUUUUUUUUGGGCACCAUUUGAUAAUAUUCCGAGGUCAUACUUCAGUGCAACGCUUUUUACUGAGUGAAACCUAUUUCACGCAUAACGGUUUUUCUUUGGGUGUAGCUGCACGCACUUUGAUUUUUCUUCAAAAAAUUCAAACUAAUGUGAUAUAACUACAAAUAUAUAUCGUUAAAAUGUCGUAUAAGCUACUUGCUGUUUUCUUCUUAUGUGUUUCAAAAGGAUCUGCAUUAUUUAAUGAUAAUUGUGUGGUUCCACCUUUAAUUUGUCCGAAUAAAAAUAUAACUUUUUGGCUAUACACCAGGGCAAACGAAAACAAUCCUCAUGAAUUAAAGGUCUCGGACACAGACUCCAUCGCUUCAGCUCCAUGGGUUAAAAAUAGUCCAAUUAAGGUUUUAAUACAUGGUUAUACAGGACACAAAGAUUUCUCUCCAAACACGGAAAUAAGGCCAGCGUACAUGGAAUGCUGUAACUACAAUAUAAUAACUGUCGACUAUAAUAAAAUCGCAUUGGAGCCUUGUUACUUGCAAGCUACCCGAAACAUUGAGCUGGUAGGGAUGUGUCUAGCGCAGUUGAUUGACGAGAUGGUACAGAAUCAUAAUUUCCAGCUGAAACAAUUUCAUGUUAUAGGAUUUAGUCUAGGCGGGCAAACUGCCGGUUAUUUAUCAAAUUAUCUAAAGUCAGGCAAACUCGACAGAAUUUCAGCACUUGAUCCAGCGUUACCAAUGUUUGCAACGUCGGAUAAAAUGAAAAAACUCGAUUUUAAUGACGCGCACUAUGUCGAUGUGCUUCACACUAACGCGUUGGCAAAAGGGAAAUUAGAAACUAGUGGUCACGCAGAUUUUUAUUCUAAUGGAGGUGUCGUCCAGCCUGGUUGCAAAUCUACUAAAAACCAGACAAAAUCUGGUUGUGACCACGCAAGAGCGCCGAUCUACUACGCAGAGUCAAUUUUAACAACUACAGGAUUUUACGCAACAAGGUGCUACUCGUGGAUAACUUACAUAAUAGGAUUGUGUAAUUUAUUCCCAUCAAGUGAAGAAGUACUAUACGGAGAAUAUAUUUCAAGGAAUACUACAGGUAUUUUCUUCUUUAGUACCAAUUCAGAACCUCCCUACGCUCGUGGCUCUAUGAUCAAAACUGGAAGAUCUUAACCAACGAUUUGGAACAAUAAUAAUUUAAAAUGCUUAGUAA
Nymphalis io (European peacock) is the source of this 1244-nucleotide messenger RNA. RefSeq names its product pancreatic triacylglycerol lipase-like. Gene Ontology annotation, biological process: lipid metabolic process. Lineage: Eukaryota; Metazoa; Arthropoda; Insecta; Lepidoptera; Nymphalidae. The coding region runs from base 230 to 1204 and encodes 324 amino acids. The record is from RefSeq and is a predicted model, not a curated record. The transcript has 7 exons. Gene Ontology annotation, molecular function: lipase activity.